Molecule: messenger RNA, 1084 nt
Organism: Dioscorea cayenensis subsp. rotundata (Guinea yam)
Lineage: Eukaryota; Viridiplantae; Streptophyta; Magnoliopsida; Dioscoreales; Dioscoreaceae
Product: translation initiation factor IF-2, chloroplastic-like
Exons: 2
Coding region: 64-792 (242 amino acids)
Molecular function (GO): protein binding
Source: RefSeq, a predicted model, not a curated record
GAGUGUUCCCACUGCUGGCUGGCUGCUCUUUCUUCCUUCCCAAGUCUUCUACUUUUCUCUCUAAUGGCGGAGCCCCUCCCGCCGGAUGCGCCGGCGAACGGACCUAGCUCCAUCGCCCCCUCAUCGGCCGUUGCUGACCAACUUCCCUCUGGCCCUAGCUCCAAGCGACAGCGCCGGCCCAGUGUCCGGCUUGGCGAGAUUGGAGAACCACCAGCAGCCAUCCCCCAUGAACCCCUCCUCCGCCGCCCCAAACACUGGUCCCUCCCUUCCAAACCCUCCCUCAAGCCCCGCGUUGUCACCAUCCCCUCCGAUGACCAUGAAGAUGAGCACAAUCCUCCUGAAACCCUAACCCUCGCCUUCAAGAAAGGCCUCCGUGAUGGUAAACCCCGGCGUGGUCCUCCUGCCUCUCUUCGCCGCGCCAGAUCGAACUGGAUUUCGAGGCCUGACGACGUUGCUGAAGCUGGUGAAUUGAAGUCCAGCGGCGGAGAGGACGCUGGGGAUGAUGGCUUCCGGGAGGACUCUGAGAACCGUGAGGUUGCUGCUGCUGAUGGGGAUGAACCGUCGGAGACUGACGGUGGGGAUUGGAAUGAGAACCGGAAUGGUGGGGUGCGGUCGUGGCUUGAUCGAUUAGGGCUGGGGCGAUACGCUCCGGUGUUUGAGAUCCAUGAGGUGGAUGAGGAGGUGCUGCCAUUGUUGACGCUUGAGGACUUGAAGGAUAUGGGCAUCAAUGCUGUUGGAUCUAGGAGGAAGAUGUAUUCUGCCAUCCAGAAGCUCCGGAAAGGUUUUACAUAAGUCAACAUGUGGCCCGAAAUUAUUCUUGAAGACUGAAGAGUAGGUUCACUGUCUAUGAACUAUGCUAGGGAAGACCACCUCUUCUUGCAUCUGCUAUUUGCUUAUGAAAAUUCAACCUUCAGUUUUUGGGCAAUUAAAUCUAUUGUUUUAGAGGAGCUAUGUAUAGAGAAAAGCACAUUGCUUUAUUUAAUGUAACAUUUAGCUCCCACUUGAUUGAUCUCAAGUCUGUUGCUUAGCAUACUUGGCUUUGCUUUUUAUUGUGUUUAACUAUCUCUGGAACUUGUCUUCUCUA